UUCCUACUAGUUGCACUUGAUUAAAUGGACAGCACUACUGAAGAACCCAUGCCAUCAGCAGAAGCCUCCAAAAAUAGUCUGCUAAAUGAAGAAAAGAUACCUGAUAGCUCUGAUAACAGGCAUAAGCCAAAAGCUCUUAAAGCCAAAAAACGCAAAAAACCAAAAGAUAACACUGCUCCUAGAGUGCCACUCACAGGUUAUGUGAGAUACCUAAAUGACCGUAGAGAAGCCGUUCGUACUACGAAUCCAGCUUUAUCAUUUGCAGAAAUUACCAAAAUGCUUGCCAGUGAGUGGAGUAAUUUACCUGCUGAUAAAAAACAGCAGUAUUUGGAUGCUGCUGAACAGGAUAGAGAGCGCUAUACUAAGGAAUACAAUGCCUAUAAACAAACAGAAGCUUAUAAGUUAUUCAAAGAUCAACAACUUGAGAAGAAAGUAAAAGAAAAGGAUGAGCCUGUAAGAGCCCCAGUGGCAGCCCCUCCCCAGAAUCAGACAUUAGUUCCAAGGGAUUUUCCAGAUAUUGAUUUUGGAAAUUUAGACAUUCCUAUUUUCACAGAGGAGUUUCUUGAUCAUAACAAAACCAGAGAUGCUGAAUUAAGACAAUUGAGGAAAAUAAAUACAGACUAUGAACAACAGAAUGCUAUAUUAUCUAAACAUAUAGAAAACAUGAAGGUUGCUAUAACUAAAUUAGAAGCUGAGAUAAUGCAACAAGAAAAGAAUAAUGCCUCACUUCAGAAACAUUUGAGUCAUUUACGAACAACACUGACCAAUGGAUUUGGCAGUGUUAAGUUGCCAGGUAUAAAAGAAGUAGCUACAUUACAGAACAUAGAUAAUUACAUGACUAAUCUUCAUUCCAUACUGUUAGAAAACAGCAGUAGUGAUGCUAAUCUGCUUCAAACUGUUCGUGAUAUUGUUGACAAACUAGAAUUCAAUGGAUGACAGGGAAGUAGGACUUCCAAACGAAAAAGAAAAAUCAAAAAGUUCUUUUAAAUUUCUUGUGCUUUUAUGAUUUAAUAAUUUCAUUUGUUGGGGUGGUGAUUUCACCACUUAUAAUAUCAUUCAUUUUUUUUACUGUGAUUGUUCCAAGAAUGAUUUUAUACAUUUAGAAAAAUGUAGCAUUUGACUUGUGAUUUAUUUCUCAAUAGAGUUAAUAUUUGAUAUCAACAAUAAAUUAGGAUACUAGAAUAAUAAAAUGAUCAAUGAU
Phaedon cochleariae (mustard beetle) is the source of this 1201-nucleotide messenger RNA. The record is from the annotation of a GenBank genome assembly. NCBI's taxonomy places the organism in Eukaryota, Metazoa, Arthropoda, Insecta, Coleoptera, Chrysomelidae.